UUGCUAUAAUUUCUAACUGCUCCAAAAUGAGGAAAAUUAUGAAGCAGGGAAAAAUCGUUAUCGUCCUUAGCGGACGAUAUGCUGGACGCAAAGCUAUCAUUGUCAAAACCCAUGACGAUGGUAAUGCCGAGAAACAAUUCGGACACGCUCUAGUAGCUGGCAUUGACAGGUACCCAAGGAAGGUAACCAAAAAGAUGGGCAAGGCUAAGUUGAAGCAAAAGUCCAAGAUCAAGCCAUUCCUCAAAGUAUUGAACUACAACCAUCUGAUGCCCACUCGUUAUGUCGUCCAUGACAUCAGCUUUGACAAGUUGUCAACAAAGGAAGCAGCAAAAGAUUUGAAAGACCCCGUGAAGAGGAAAACACACCGUUUCCAGACACGAGUCAAAUUCGAAUCAACAUACAAAGAGGGAAAGAACAAAUGGUUUUUCCAAAAAUUAAGGUUUUAAUCGAAAUGGACUUCAAAUUUGGUUAUAAAUAAAAAAAAAGUUCUUUUUAUAAA
Episyrphus balteatus (marmalade hoverfly) is the source of this 499-nucleotide messenger RNA. It is a transcript of the gene RpL27, whose product is annotated as 60S ribosomal protein L27. The record is from RefSeq and is a predicted model, not a curated record. Gene Ontology annotation, cellular component: ribosome; cytosolic large ribosomal subunit. Gene Ontology annotation, molecular function: structural constituent of ribosome. Gene Ontology annotation, biological process: translation. The transcript is spliced from 2 exons. The coding region runs from base 27 to 446 and encodes 139 amino acids. Lineage: Eukaryota; Metazoa; Arthropoda; Insecta; Diptera; Syrphidae.